AUGUUAGAGAGAUUAACAAGCUUGUUUGUGCAAAGUUUAUUUGUUCAACCAAGAACUAUCAAUCCUUUUGCUGGACUGCAUACAUCAUCAAUUACCAUGGCAGAACCUUUAAAAAAGAAGAAAAGAGUUGGCGUAGCUGAUAGCCAAAUUCAAGUAACUAGAAAAGUUAGAAGAAUUGAAAAAGAAAUCAAACGCCUUAAUCGUUUCGAUCGAAUAUUAAGACCAAUUGAAGAAAUAGAAGGAGAUCGUCAAUUAAAGAAAGAAAUAAAAUUACGUCAACGUCCAUUAAUAGAUAUUAGUGAAACAGAAUUAGAUGAACGAAUAAGUAUUUGGAAGAAUUGGACACGUUAUCAAGGAAAAAUAGCACACAAUGAAAUGAUUAUGUAUAGUUCAGCAAUUAAUGCACAAGAGAAUGCUUUAAAAUGGUUAUAUAAAACAUCACCUCAUUUAUAUAAAGAAGCUAUUCAACCUUGUCCUGAAUUAAUUCAAUUAUCAGAAUUAUCAAUUAAUAAUAAUAAUAAUAAUAAUUCAGAACUAAUCAAACAAAAUCAAAUUCAUUAUUUCACAACAAUAAUAGGUCCAUAUAUAACUGCACCAAAAUUACAUGGAGAAUUAAUUAAUUCCACUAAAGAAUAUGAACCACCAGAUGGUGAACAAAUAGAUACAACAAUUCAAUUAACUUAUGAAUUUGAAAUUGAACCACAAUUAUUAGCUCAACCAAAAAAGAAAAAAUUUAUAUUAACAAAAAAAUAA
Molecule: messenger RNA, 753 nt
Organism: Schistosoma spindalis
Lineage: Eukaryota; Metazoa; Platyhelminthes; Trematoda; Strigeidida; Schistosomatidae
Source: the annotation of a GenBank genome assembly